Molecule: messenger RNA, 1296 nt
Organism: Lactuca virosa
Lineage: Eukaryota; Viridiplantae; Streptophyta; Magnoliopsida; Asterales; Asteraceae
Source: the annotation of a GenBank genome assembly
AUUGAUUUCCAUUCGCAGAUUUUCCCGCGAACUCUAUUCCAUAUAUACACACACACAGUCACCUCUCUCUAUAUCUUCCUAUUACAUCUACAUUCAUUCACCUCUUCGAAAACGAUGGUGUCUGGGCCGAGAGCGGUUGCUAGACGGAGGACCCAAGCUACGAAUUCCAACAAAUCUUCUUCCAGGGAAAGAUCGAAUGCAAAGAAUAAAGAUGACAACGACUACGGCGACACAAAAUGUGAGGAAUGUGGGUCAGGUGACUAUGGAUCGGAGCUCCUAUUGUGCGACCAGUGUGACCGAGGGUUUCACUUAUUCUGCCUCAGACCUAUUCUUGCUUCUGUUCCGAUCGGCUCCUGGUUCUGUCGUUCUUGUUCCACCAAUCGGAAGACCAUUUCAAGAUUCCCGUUGGUUCAAACAAAAAUCAUUGAUUUUUUCCGCAUCCAGAGGUCCUCUACAUCAGGUGAAGAAUUUUGUCAAGAUAUAGGCAAGAAAAAGAGGCGAAAAAGUUGCUUAAUGGCAUCAAAGAAGAAAAGGAGACUGUUACCAUAUAUUCCAAGUGAGGAUCCUGCAAGAAGACUAGAACAAAUGGCAUCACUAGCCACAGCGCUGACAGCUACAGGAGCUGAGUUCAGUAAUGAGCUGACAUAUAUUCAUGGCAUGGCUCCUAGGUCAGCUAAUCGUCCUGCUUAUGAGAAAGAAGGGAUGCAGGUUUUAUCAAGAGAAGACACUGAGGCGUUGAAUCUGUGCAAGAGCAUGAUGAGGAAAGGGGAAUGCCCUCCACUUCUGGUUGUUUUUGAUCCUGUAGAAGGUUUCACUGUAGAAGCUGAUAAAUGUAUCAAAGACUGGACAAUAAUCACUGAAUAUGUUGGAGAUGUUGAUUACUUAAAAAGCCGGGAAAAUGAUGAUGGAGAUAGCAUCAUGACUCUUAUUUCUGCUGCUCAUCCUUCAAAAAGUCUUGUCAUUUGUCCUGACAAGCGCAGCAAUAUUGCUCGAUUCAUCAAUGGCAUUAACAAUCACACCAUAGAGGGGAGAAGGAAGCAGAAUUUGAAGUGUGUGCGAUAUGAUGUGGAUGGUGAGGCGAGGGUGUUGCUGGUAGCCAACAGGGAUAUAUCAAAGGGAGAAAGACUCUACUAUGACUACAAUGCAUAUGAACAUGAGUACCCCACUCAGCAUUUUGUAUGACCCUUAACCACUGCUUUUAUUUGUAACCUUUUUGGAAUUUUGAGAUCCUUCAAAUGUACAAGCAAAGCAUGCAUAUUGCUUAUUUAAACUAUACAGAAUGCUUUCAACUUUUUG